UUUAGACUGAGCUCAGUCUGAGUCCGUCCGUUUAUUACUGGACGGUCACAAAAGGAAGUUUUUAAAUAACUUUUAUAACUAUUUUUAAUUUUUUUAAAGAAAGAAACCUGAAGAUGGAUUCUCGAUUCGCUCACCUGCGUCAGCGGGACACCAGUGUGUCCAUGCUGAGGGUCAAAAUGUCCCGCAGGAGAUCUCAGUCCCAGAAGGAGAACCGUGAACGCGCUGUGAACACACGCAGGCAGCUGGACAAACUACCUGAGCUGGAGAUGUCUUCCCUGGACGCCUCAAUGGCUGUGACCAACAUGUCCAUCAUUCAGGAGAAGACUCUGAACCAGACGAAAUCUGCUAAAAAUGCAGCCGGAGAGGAGCGGCUUAAACAGCUGGAGCGCUGGAAAGAGCGCAAGACUCUGGAGAAAGAGAAGGAGAAGAGAGAGAGGGAGCGCAAAGGGGUGUUUAAAACCGGCAUGUAUCAUCCCAAGGACACUCUGAUUAUUUCCUCUCUGCCCCCCGUCCCUGCUGCCUCCUCCAAAGCCAAGGAGACAAAAGUGAACUCAGCUCCAUCCCAGAGCAUCAGAGUCACCCGUUCAAUGAAACAGCAGCCGCAGCAAGUUCAGAGGCCUCUGAAGAUGCAGGAUCCAAAUACUGCAGCAAAGAAAGCUCAACCUGCUGUGGAGAGAUCAACCAGGAGCCGAGCCGCUCCGGCCAAACCUGCACCAGCCGCGUCCAGGACCAAAGUUUGUGUGGUGGAGCCUGUCGCACGAGCGCCGCCGAGCCGAUCAGCCAACAGGCCUCCUGUUACAGCAGCUCCUCUGGUGAAAGACAAACCCAAGGGCAAGUCUGCAGAUGUCAGAGCAACCAGGAGCAGAGCAUUUGUGGCCCCCUCCUCUGACAAAGAAACAAGCUGCAAAGCAGCUGUCACCAGCACUGUGGAGCCGUCUGCGCCCGAGCAACCAGAGGACAAUCCUCGUCCCUCUGGCCCCACGCCACGUCCAGCAGAGGAGGACAUGGUGGUGGACCAAGCUCCUGCUGUGGGUCCUGCUGAAGCUCCAUCCUCUUUCUCCUCUUUUGCUCCGGAUGGUUUCGUGUUCCAGGCUCCCACCGGUCUGUCCUCCUUCAAGUUUGAGCCUCUCACUCCUCGCUCAGCAGACGCCUUCCUCACACCCAGCUCCAGCUUCACUCUCCCAGAGGUCCCCUCCUUCAGCAUUGAGCCUCAGGCCGAAACGAGCAAACCCUCUCCCCGUAAAUCCCCUCGCUGUCACUCUCCUGCUCCUACACUCCCCACAGCGGGCCCUGCCACUCCAGGCAGCCCCCUUGAGUCAAAACAUGACGUACCGUACUUCAGAUCAGAAAUUUCCACUGAGACGGACAGACUGACGUCUCUGUGUUUCCACUGGGAGUCUAAAGUGGAGGACGAGUCCAUUCCAGAGGACAUGAGAGACCGUAUGCGCACGGCGGUAGGCCAGGCGAGGCUUUUGAUGAAGGAGCGCUUCAGACAGUUCGGCGGUCUGGUGGACGACUGCGAGCUGGGCCGAGGGGAGAAGAUCACCACCUGCACCGACCUGCAGGGGUUCUGGGACAUGGUGUAUUACCAGGUCGAGGACGUCAACAGGAAGUUUGAUGCUCUGAAAGAAGCAGAGAGCCGAGGCUGGGAGGAAGAGCACAAACCGCCACCACGGCAGAGGAAAGUAGUCAAGAAACCAGCUGCAACUGCGAAGCCAACAGGAACCAAAGCAGCAGCCAAGUCUCGCCUGGCUGCUGUGAAAGCAGCCAUGAAAGCCCGACAGCUGGAGGAGAAGGCAGCAAAGGAUGCUGGGAAUGAUGAGGACAACCCCAGCCUGAACUCUCAGGAACCACAGCCCCAGGCAGAGCCCCAGGCAGCAGCAGCAGCAGCAGUGGCGGCAGCAGCCCCGGUGGUGUUCGACGGAGGCUUCUUCCAGGUGGAGAGUCCCGCCAAACCACCAGGUUCACUGAGAAGAUCGAGCCGUCUGAGUGCAGCGGUGCUUCCUCAGGCCUCUCCCUGCUCCAACUACCUCUCACCCAGAAGAGUCACCCGGCGAUCCCUGGCUCUGGCUCAGACCCCGGUCGAGCCCGCUGCCUCUCCCGCUCACCUCCGUCUCACCCUCAGCCAAACACCAGCACCAAGGUCUCAGCGGGGCACUCCUCAAACAUGCCACAAGAGGAAAGACGCUGUGAACGGCUCCCUCUGUUUCUCACCUGUCAACGACGUGCAGCCAGAGGACAGCCAGCCUGAGGGACAGCUGUCAGAAACCAUCUCUGCUUCUGUUCCUGCGCUCCAACAUUUACCUCCAUCCAUCUCUGUGGUCCAGGAGAAAGACGAACCAGCUGACCUCCCUCUCUCUCCAAGACUUUCCCUCUCUUCUUGCAGGUCACCUGCAGCUGUCCCCGCGGCCCCUGAGCCCUCGUCCUCCCUGAGUUUCCUGUUGUCCCCCUGUGUGACACCCAGUCAGCCUGCUGCUGCUGUGUGUGACACCCCAGACAGCUCAGCGGUGGAGGAACUUCCUGGGUUGGACUUUGAGCGUUACCUGCAGCCAUCACAGAGAUGCAGUCUGUCACCGCGGGACACGGUUGCCGUGGAGUUGUCCCCGAUGGCGGUGGAUGUGGAGAUGGAGAGUCCCAGAAGUCAAUCAGAGGACCUGCUUACUCAGCAACAACCAGCUCAUCCAGCGGUGUCCUCAGGGUUCACUCUUGACUCACCACAGGUCCAGACGGCUGAGUCUGCCAUGCUCCUGUUCACCCCGGAGCUGAAGGACCGGAUACGCGCGUCUGUCUGUCCAAGUGACCUGAUGGUCUUCACCCCUCCCCUCUGAUGUGUAGCAAAAAGUUCUAUUCUGUUCAGUCUUUUUCUUUUAAAACAUAUAUAAGCUUCUUCAGUUACUGUCUUUGAAAAGAAAAAAAAUGAUCUGAGUG
Molecule: messenger RNA, 2928 nt
Organism: Plectropomus leopardus (leopard coralgrouper)
Lineage: Eukaryota; Metazoa; Chordata; Actinopteri; Perciformes; Serranidae
Gene: dlgap5
Product: discs, large (Drosophila) homolog-associated protein 5
Biological process (GO): chromosome segregation; centrosome localization; mitotic spindle organization
Cellular component (GO): cytoplasm; spindle pole centrosome; nucleus
Molecular function (GO): microtubule binding
Source: RefSeq, a predicted model, not a curated record